Molecule: messenger RNA, 2124 nt
Organism: Lotus japonicus
Lineage: Eukaryota; Viridiplantae; Streptophyta; Magnoliopsida; Fabales; Fabaceae
Product: protein FAR-RED ELONGATED HYPOCOTYL 3-like
Exons: 3
Coding region: 1-2124 (707 amino acids)
Molecular function (GO): DNA-binding transcription factor activity, RNA polymerase II-specific
Source: RefSeq, a predicted model, not a curated record
AUGCCGCAUGCGGUUCUGGGAAUGUUGAGCCUAGCAAUAUCAUUCCGUGGGUGCCCCCUCAUAUUUGAUACUCGUGAUGAGCUUGAACAAUGGGCUAAGAAUGUUGGAAAGGCGAAUGGUUAUGUGCUGGUGAUCGCAAGGUCUGACUAUGCUAUAAGUGGAGGAAAGGUAUUUGUUACUAUUAAGUGUGCGAAGCAUGGUAUUUACAGGCCAUACAAGGACCCGAAUACAUUCAAGUACAAAAAGACCGCAUCACAAAAGACUGAUUGUAAGUUUAAUCUCAAAGGACGACCUGCGAAGGGUGAUAGAAUGUGGCGGCUGAAAGUGAUGGAUGGUAAACACAACCAUGAACCAGCUAAAUCACUAGUUGGCCACCCCUACGUUGGUCGACUAACAGAGGAAGAAAAGGGGCUUGUGGGCACCAUGACUAGUACUUGGACUCCACCGAGACAAAUACUAGCGGCAUUGAAGGAAAACAAUCCAGGUAACUUGACUACAAUCACUCAAGUUUACAGUUGCAACAAAAGGUUUAAAAAAGAGGAGAGAGGACCAUUGACAGAAAUGCAACAUUUGAUGAAGAAGUUGGUAGAAGCCAAGUAUGUUCACUUUGAAAGGCAACAAGCUGAUUCAAGUGAGAUUAGGGAUCUCUUUUGGGCUCAUCCUGAUGCGGUCAGACUCUUCAACACAUUCCCUCAUGUGGUCAUCAUGGAUUGCACGUACAAGACAAACAGAUAUCAGAUCCCCUUGCUUGAAAUGGUUGGUCUCACUUCUACGGGGUUGACUUUCUCCACAGCAUUUUGCUACAUAGUUAGGGAGCACACAAUUGACUAUGUUUGGGCCUUGGAGUGCAUGAAGUCUCUUAUUGCCGAUGAUGCCAGAUUACCUCAAGUGAUUGUGACUGACAGAGAUUUGGCUUUACUGAGUGCUGUUAAGCAAUGUCUUCCCAACUGUACCAAUUUAUUAUGCCGGUUCCACAUAAACAAGAAUGUGGAGGCAAAGUGCAAAGUGUUGAUUGGCACAGAUGAUUUUGCCCUUUCAGUGAUGGAGAACUGGAAAUGCCUGAUAUAUGCUGAAACAGUGGAACAAUUUGAUGAGGAAUGGAAGGAAAUGUGUGUCAUGUGUAAGGACUUCCCAGAUUUCAUAUCCUACAUUUCUACUACAUGGUUAAAGCACAAGGAGAAAUUUGUGAGUGCGUGGACCAAUUCUGUGUUGCAUUUUGGAACAACAACGAGUAACAGGGCUGAAAGUGCACACUCAACCUUGAAGAGGAUGCUGAAAGACGACAGAGGUGACUUGUGCGCCUCGUGGGAUGCAGUGGAUAGGUUGACCACUGUACGACACAAUGAAAUCAAGGCAUCAUUUGAGCGCAGUAUCAACCUAGUAGAACAUCGUUUCAAGUCGCCCAUGUAUACAAAUAUCAGGGGAUUUGUGUCCAGAAAGGCCAUGCAACUCAUGGAAGAUGAACAGAACAGAGUGAUGCGCGAUGGUUGUGGAUGCGCGUUCCAAGUUACCCAUGGGCUUCCUUGUGCGUGUGCACUUCAUAGUUAUGAUAGAAUUCUGUAUGAGGCAAUCCAUACUUUCUGGAAGAUACUUGGUUGGGACCAUGUACCCAUUGGGAGUCAAGCCUCAAACCAAAGAGACCUCAAGUCAGAGAUUGAUGGCUUGACCGCUUAUUUCAACACUUUGGAUGUUGCGGGCCAAAGUAUGCUAAGGAGGAAGGUAAAGGAGCUCUAUUGUCCUUCUAGUAGUUCACUGUGUCCUCCUCAAGUGAAGAUAAAGCCCAAGCGCUCGUCCAAGGCUAUGGAGAGUAAACCACCUAGUCAACAAAAACCAUCCUUACAGCGUGAUCCUUGUUAUUGGGAACAUGUUAACAAUAGCCUCAAGCCAACACCUAACAAAGUCUCUUGUCCUCGGAACAAGAAGUCUAAGAAGAGAAACCAGUCCUCCACCAGCAUAUACUUGGAUGAUUUGCCAUCUUUCUUCCAUCAAUAUAUAGAAAAAGUCAUAGAUGUUAUUCCAGAUGGUAAUUGUGGUUAUAGAUCAAUUGCUGCAUUGUUCAGACCCGACAUAGGUCAAGACGGUUGGCCUUUGAUUAGGGAAGAGUUGCUUGUAGAACUCUCAUAG